Messenger RNA from Paramecium sonneborni, 1446 nucleotides. The record is from the annotation of a GenBank genome assembly. NCBI's taxonomy places the organism in Eukaryota, Ciliophora, Oligohymenophorea, Peniculida, Parameciidae.
AUGAGAUUUCUUAUUGUGAAUGGAUUCAAUGCAUCUACUUCAGGCGCAAAACUAUUUGAUUAUUUUAGAAAUAGCAUCUAGAAUGUAUUUAAUUAUAUUUUAUUUAGAUGAUAUCUAAAUAAAAGGAAGUAGCUGACACUGAAUGUGAGUAUCAUUUUAGAGAUAGACAUUCUUUAGAUGAUUUCCUCUAUGAACCAGAGACAAGUUUAAUAAGGACAGAAUAUGGUUAGAAAUUUAAUUCAAUUGAUAUUGUAUUCAUAUUAGCAUCUUCAAAUUCAAGGCCAUGGAAUACAAAUAUGAGGAAGGUAUAAAAUUAAAUUUAAGCAAUAAGAUAAUUACAUUGAUUAGAAUGUGUUUGAAGACUAAAAAAUUAUUAUUCUCUACUUCUUUUGGAGCAUAGGCUAUAGCUUAUCUUUGUUCAACGAAUUUUUCUGUGGUAUAUAAAUGAUAUUGAAAUUAAAAAGCAUGCUUCGAUAACUAAUAAUCAUGGAGAAGGUUGUAAAUUAGUAGAUUUUCCAAAAUAUACAUUAUAAGCAUUGAAAAAUGGUCCAAAUGAAUAUUUUUUAGAUUCCACAACUGGAGAUCUUUAUUUUUAUAGUAAAGUAACAGAUGAAUGGUUGCCAAAAGCUAAUAUUGGAUUACAUAAUAGAAGAGAUGCAAUGGAGUAUUAAUCAAUUGGUAAGUAUAUUGUUAAAUCUCCAACAUAUAAGCCAAAAUAGAAUAUGUUGGCAAAUCAAAGUGAAAUGAUAUGCUAAAUUAAAAAGCAAUUCUUACAUCAUUGGUUAUUUAAAGGUGUAGCUAUGGAAUUUGCUAUAACAUCAUAUAAUUAAUGGGAUAUUCAUGCAAUAACAUUUACAAACCCAGAUAAAGUAUUUAUUAAAAAUGAAUUAGAAAUUUAAUUCAUUAGCAGAACACAAUUUAAGAGGACCCUUAAUAAUAGAGAGUGAUAAUAUUAUAGCAACUAUGUUUGAAAUAGAACCAAAAUAAAAAGAUACUGUUAAGAUAUUAUCUAAUUUUAUUGAUUACGCUGUUAAAUUGAUUAGAUUCAAUAAUAAUUAUAAUCUUAUUAGUAUUACUAAUGAGAAGUACUUUUCAGGAAAUAAGGGAUUAGAUAAUAUUGAGAUUGUAUUUCAAUAAAAAAAGAAGAUGAGCAAUUUAAACCCAGAAGAUUUAUUAAAAAAAUAAUAAAAGAAUUUUAUGCUUGAAUAUCGUAAAUUAUUGAAUACAGCCAUAUAAGAGAGUGAAAGAGAUAAGAUUUUUCAUGUUGGAUUUUCAGUAAAAAAGGAUAGAUUACCAGAGUAUGACUUUAUUAAUAUAGUUUUGUAUAGCAAAAUAAUAUAUAAGAGAAGAAUUAUAAAGUGACAAGAAGAAAAUCAUUUUAAAUUAAAAAAGCUUUAUUUUUAAGAUAAUAGAGUUAAAUUAAUGUUGGAGGUGAUGAUGAUUAAU